GAAAUAAAAUGGAAUUGGAAACUCAAUGCGAAAUUCAUUGAUAAUAAUGCUGCUGUAAAUUCAUAUUGAUUGAUUUUAAUUAAUAAUUUACAUAAUUCAAUCGUUCAUCUCGUGUUGAAUUCUAAAUUACAUUUCAUUUUAUUUCGCUUGUUCCGGUUAUUCUACUCGUUUCAACUAUUCCGCCUAUUCCUACUGUUCCGCAUUUAUGUAACGGCCAUGAUAUCACUUGUUGAUUAUCACGUACUCUCGUCGGAAGCCGGCAAUUUUUGUGACGCAUUUUUAUGAGUUUAUUAGAAUAAUAUAUUAUUGCAUUGUUUAUUAUUUAAAAAAAUAAAGAACAAAAUGUAUCUUGUGCAAUUUGAUAAGAAAAAUUUAUAUCAUAUUUGUGAUGACAAUUCUAUUAUUAAAACAGAAGAAGCUUAUUUAGAAGAAGGUGACAAAGUUCAAUUUAUUUUUAAAAAUAAAGUGCAUAAUGGAAUUAUAUUGAAAAAAUCAGAUGACAGAAAUUCUCUGAUAUCUGAGAAGAAAAAGUUAGAACAAGCCUCUUCGAAGAAAACAAAUAUUGAUUUGAAUAAAUCUAGUUCUUUAGGUAAACGAAAACGUAUAGCAGCAAAAAAAUGGUCUAGAAUAACCCCAAAAAAAGAAAAAACAACAAAAAAUGAUGUUCAGAAAAAACAGAAGAAAAUUUUAAAAACAAAAGAAAACAUUUCGUCCUCAGAAAGUAGUGAACCGAAUGAACCAUGUACAUCGAAAGUACAAGAUAUUUCAAAAUUGAAGAAAAGAAAUGUACCAAAAAUAAAUAUCGGAGAAGCUAGGGAUGAUUAUUCUAUUGAUACAGCAAAAAAUGUGGAGCAAAAUCGAAAUAAAUUAGCACCUGGAGAUGAACAACAUUUUGAUGACAUGCAGGAUAAUUCGCGGUAUUGUAUACAGGAUGAUGGUGAAGAUGGUAUACAAGAAAAUUAUCAAGAUGUGAUUGAGGAAAAUAAUCAAGAUGCUAUACAAAAUAAUGGUAAUGAUAACGACCAGGAAGAAGAGGUACAUAUAAAUCAAGAAAAUAUUAUGCGUAAUGCCAAUAUUAAUAGAGAAAAAAGAGAGCUAGAUGAUGAUGACAAUAUCGAUUAUUCAGUACCAGGUAGUCAGUUAAUCGGUAGAGUUCAUCGUAAUGAGCAGAUGAUUGAAUUACGAGAAAACAUAUAUUGUCGAAAAAUAAUACUGGACAGUGCUAUAGGAGGGUCACGAAAAGCAUCUCACAUUGCAAGACGCUUGAUUGAAGGUGUAUUCAAGCCACAUGCUUUGUCCAAGUGCACUUUUACUGGCCAAUCAGUUCGCUCACAAGGCCGAGAACGUUUACAACAAACCACAUAUUGUCUCGAUGGAACAGCUAAAAAGGUUAUCAUUGAAUAUUCAAAAGAAAAAGCGACUGAGCUGGGGCUUGAAGUUCAAAGUGAUAAUUACAUCGGAAAAGCAAUGUCACAACGAUUGGGAGAGAUUAAGAGGGAAUACCAAUGUGCAAGAAGUACAUUCCAUAACAACUAAUACUCACAGAAAACGUGAUUUUGGAAAAAUUAUUUCAAUUUUUUAUUCAUUUGCAUGCUUUAAAUGAUUUUCAUUAUCAAAGUUUAGUUUUUUAGAGCUCGAUGCUCAUUGAUAUUUUUAUGUCAUAAUUUAAUUUAGAAAUAUUUUGGUAACUUGUCUACUUCUAUGGAUAUAGACUGAUUAUUUGUGUAGUUACAUUAUUAUUCCGGUAUUGUUAAUUUGUAAUACGUCCAAUAAGAAGUCAUAAUUUAAAUGAUUUUCAUUAUCAAAGUUUAGUUUUUUAGAGUUCGAUGCUCAUUGAUAUUUUUAUGUCAUGAUUUAAUUUAGAAAUAUUUUGGUAACUUGUCUACUUCUAUGGAUAUAGACUGAUUAUUUGUGUAGUUACAUUAUUAUUCCAGUAUUGUUAAUUUGUAAUACGUCAAAUAAGACGUCAUAAUUAUUAGAAUAGUACAAAUGAUAGUCAAAGUUUAAUGUAUUCAUAGAUAUUUAAAAAGAGGAU
This is a messenger RNA of Chelonus insularis, 2035 nucleotides long. Its product is annotated as RNA polymerase II subunit 5-mediating protein homolog. The record is from RefSeq and is a predicted model, not a curated record. The coding region runs from base 343 to 1536 and encodes 397 amino acids. NCBI's taxonomy places the organism in Eukaryota, Metazoa, Arthropoda, Insecta, Hymenoptera, Braconidae. The transcript is spliced from 5 exons.